AUGGCAUUCUAUACAGUAUCCAACGUUGAAAACCUGAGGGUUUGUGUCGUCAUGGUUGGUCUUCCCGCUAGGGGUAAGUCCUUUAUUGCUCAAAAGAUCGUGAGGUAUCUAUCCUGGCUUUCCAUUAAGGCGAAAUGUUUUAAUGUAGGUAAUUACCGUCGCCAAUCUGGAAGUGGACACCCGAAUGCAGAAUUUUUUGAUUUCAACAAUACAGAGGCAUUUGGAAUUAGGCAAAAAGCUGCUGAACAAGCUGUUGCUGAUAUGAUGGCAUGGUAUGAAAGAGAAAAUGGUGUAGUGGCGAUCCUUGAUGGUACCAAUACUACAAGAGAAAGAAGAGAUUGGAUCUUAAAGAUUUGUAGGGAGCAUGCCAUUGAGCCAAUGUUUUUAGAAAGUUGGUCUGAUGACAUGGACAUGGUCCUAAGAAAUAUUAGCGAUGUAAAAAAAUCAUCUCCCGAUUACGAAGGUAUCGAUCCUGAAGUGGCUACCAACGAUUUCCUAAAGAGAAUUUCGAAGUAUGAAAAAGUUUACGAACCAUUAGAUCACGAGCUGGAUAAAAAUCUAACGUACGUGAAGUUGAUCAAUGUGGCUCAGGAGGUGAUCAUUAAUAGAAUUCAAACCUAUCUAGAGAGUCGUGUUGUUUUCUAUGUGAUGAACUUACACAUUCGUCCUCGUUGCAUAUGGUUAUCGCGCCAUGGUGAGUCUCUCUAUAACGUAGAGAAAAAAAUUGGUGGUGAUUCUUGGCUUUCUGAAAGAGGAUUUAGGUACAGCUAUAAAUUACCUGACUUGGUUAAGCAAAGUGCAGGUGAUGCUGAUCUAACGGUUUGGACAUCUACUUUAAUCAGAACUCAACAGACUGCUCAAGAAUUACCUUACAAACAAUUGCAUUGGAAAGCGUUAGACGAAUUAGAUGCAGGUGUAUGCGAUGGUAUGACUUAUGAAGAAAUUGAAGAGAAGUACCCUGGUGAUUUCAAAGCUAGAGAUGAAAACAAAUACGAGUACAGAUACCCUGGUGGUGAAUCUUACCGUGAUGUGGUGAUUAGGCUAGAGCCUAUCAUCAUGGAAUUAGAACGUCAAGAAAACAUUUUGAUAGUAACACAUCAGGCAGUACUACGGUGCAUUUACGCAUAUUUCAUGAAUGUUCCUCAGGAGGAAUCUCCAUGGAUGUCAAUUCCGCUACACACUUUGAUUAAAUUGGAACCAAAGGCAUACGGUACUAAAGUGACGAGAAUUAAAGCUGACGUUCCCGCUGUCAGUACUUACAAGGAAAAGGGUACUUCUCAAGUUGGCGAAUCAACCCAAGAUGGUACUAAGUUCCGAAACAUUUUACUCAACUUGCCAGAGUCAAGCAAAUAG
This is a messenger RNA of Zygosaccharomyces rouxii, 1353 nucleotides long. RefSeq names its product fructose-2,6-bisphosphatase (gene FBP26). The record is from RefSeq and is a predicted model, not a curated record. The transcript has a single exon. Gene Ontology annotation, molecular function: 6-phosphofructo-2-kinase activity; fructose-2,6-bisphosphate 2-phosphatase activity; ATP binding. The coding region runs from base 1 to 1353 and encodes 450 amino acids. Gene Ontology annotation, cellular component: cytosol. Gene Ontology annotation, biological process: fructose metabolic process; fructose 2,6-bisphosphate metabolic process. NCBI's taxonomy places the organism in Eukaryota, Fungi, Ascomycota, Saccharomycetes, Saccharomycetales, Saccharomycetaceae.